Phytophthora megakarya is the source of this 1074-nucleotide messenger RNA. The record is from the annotation of a GenBank genome assembly. NCBI's taxonomy places the organism in Eukaryota, Oomycota, Peronosporomycetes, Peronosporales, Peronosporaceae.
AUGGUGCACAUACCUCGUGUGAACCACCAACUCUGCAAAUGCUGCGAACUCCACAGUUCAGCUUCCCGUAACACGCGCGCUCAAGACAUCAUCCGGCUCCUGGGUUACUGGGAGAGUUCCCUCAACCUUCGUUUCUCAGCGUCUCACAUCGCCGGAUCCGACAACGCACGCGCAGAUGCUGGAUCGCGCAUCGCCGCACACCCGUCUUAUGCUACUCACUUCGGAGGGCUAACUCGUGGUAUCUCCGAUGAUUGUCGUCGACGAUCUUUCGACACUCUGGUGCAAUAUCUUCGCGUGCAUUCCGUUGUCGACUCCAUCUUCACCAAGUACUCUGGAGCGACGAAUAAAUGGACGACAAAGAAGGAACGCUUCGAGGAGCAGAGUUGGGACUCACUGAAGUCGAUUCCCUACUACGAGAUUCUGCGAAAGCACAGAGAUGUGCUUCCGGACGAGAUCCCUGCGGAGUUCCUGCAGGACAAGGGAAUACAGCACGAGAUUGAUCUCGUGCCGGGGGCGAAGUAUUGUGUGACGCUGCAGUGGCCACUGGCUGCACCAACGUUCUGUGUCAAGAAGCCACAGGGUGGUUGGCACAUCGUUCAUGCGUACAAUAAGAUGAACGAUGCGACGAUACCGGCACAGACGAUACCUCAAAAAGACGCCAUCCUCGAUUCGAUGUCCAAGAGCACCAUCUACAGUGCUCUUGAUCUAAGAGACGGCCGGGCUGUGGACAAGAAGACGGGAAUCGAGAUACAUAAGGAGCAUCUCCGAGAACUGCUUGGGCUCAUGCGCAAGCACAAGCUCUAUGGGAACCUGAAGAAGUGCAUCUUCGUGAUCAAUGAAUGGCCUAUGCCAUCCAACGUGAAGGACCUGCGGCAGUUUCGUGGCUUUGCCACGUACUUGUGCAAAUACGUGGACAACUACGCAGGCAAGAUCCGCCUGCUGUCGCAGCUUCUGAAGAAGGAAGCUGCGUGGGAAUGGACUGCUGAGUGUCAGCAGGCGUUCGUUGCAGUCAAGCUGGGCUUGACUGAGGCGCCGGCCACGAUCGAGUUGUCUACUAUCAGUCGCGUCGACUAA